Messenger RNA from Cyphellophora attinorum, 1608 nucleotides. RefSeq names its product Choline transport protein. Gene Ontology annotation, cellular component: membrane. The record is from RefSeq and is a predicted model, not a curated record. The transcript is spliced from 3 exons. Gene Ontology annotation, biological process: amino acid transport; transmembrane transport. NCBI's taxonomy places the organism in Eukaryota, Fungi, Ascomycota, Eurotiomycetes, Chaetothyriales, Cyphellophoraceae. Gene Ontology annotation, molecular function: transmembrane transporter activity. The coding region runs from base 1 to 1608 and encodes 535 amino acids.
AUGUUCACCAAAAAGUCGGAGGGUAGCGUCCCCGAGAGUCGCGCUGACGACGUCAGUCAAGCAGAGGUUGCGGCACUGAACAAGCUGGGAUACAAUCAAGAGCUCAAGCGCGGUUUCAACCUUAUUGGGAUUAUUGGCUUCUCUUUCGCGAUUGUUACGUCUUGGUCGGCACUGGGAGGCGUCCUCAUCAUCGGUGUCACAUCUGGCGGACCGCCUGUGAUUGUUUGGUCAUGGAUCGCGAUAUGCGUGCUGACGCUUGCCGUGGCGUACAGUCUUGCGGAAAUGUGCUCUGCGUACCCCGUGGCAGGAGGUCAGUAUGCGUGGGUGGCAUUGUUUGCUCCCAAAAGCAUGCGACGGACGAUGAGUUAUGUCUGCGGAUGGUUUCUGCUCAUCGGAAUUCUGGCCAUGGGCGCGACUAGUCAUUUCGUGACCGCGAACUUCAUUCUCGGCCUUGCGACUCUCAACAACCCAAGCUUCGUCAUUGAGCGCUGGCAUACUGUCCUCGUUGGAUGGGCAAUCGCCGCGUCUACCCUGGUCUUCAACGUCUUCUUCACGCGUCUGCUCAAUGCCACAUCGCAGGGCUUCCUCAUACUUAACCUUUCGAGCUUUGUCAUUGUUGUCGUCACGAUCCUUGCGAUGAACAAUAACAAGAGUUCCGCGAGCUUCGUCUUCUCCGAUUUCGUGAAUCUGACAGGAUUCUCCGAUUCCUACGCAGCGAUUCUGGGACUCUUGCAGGCCGCCUUCGGCAUGUGUUGCUACGACAGCGCGAGCCGGAUGACUGAAGAAAUCAAGGAUGCUCGGAAGCAAGCUCCUCGUGCCAUCGUACUUUCGGUCUACAUCGGAUUCGUGACAGGCUUUGUGUUCUUGGUUGCCGCAUGCUUUUGCAUCGGUGACGUCGAAGCCGUCGCUACUGGGCCUACUGGCGUCCCAUUGAUCGAGAUCUUCCGCUAUUCCACUGGCGAAGCUGGGGCAAGUGGCCUUGCAGCUUUGAUUGUGGUUGUCGGCUACGGCGCGUCCUAUGGCCUCACAGCCACGGGAGGACGAGCGGUCUAUGCCUUUGCACGCGAUCACGGACUUCCCUUCUCCGCCUUCUUCUCGAAAGUCCGGACCAGCAAUGCAACGCCGGUCAAUGGCCUUUGCCUCACGGUUGCCGUCCAAUGGGCACUGCUUGCAAUAUACUUCGGCGCCGUGCAAGGAUUCAAUACCGUCAUUGCCAUUGCGACAGAAGGCUUUUACGUUUCAUAUGCGCUGCCGCUGCUCGCUCGGCUUCUCUCUCUGAUGACGUCGGAGCCAGUCCGAUCAAUCGGUGGAGAAUACCAUCUGGGCAAGUGGAGCAUACCGCUUAACGCCAUCGGCCUGGUGUAUCUAUUGUUUACGGUGAUUACCUUCAACUUUCCGGGUCUGUCGCCGGUCACGGCCGACAACAUGAACUACACGUCGGCUGCCGUGGGCGUCAUCAUGUUCAUCGCGUUGAUAACGUGGUUCACCACCGGUCGCCGGCAUUUCAGAGGGCCGCAAAGUGGAGGUGUUGUCUUGGAUGGGGAAAAAUCCGAGAUAGGCGUGAAGAAUGGCGUAGGAGCUGGUGUGAAUGAAGACCAUGACAAGUAA